Henningerozyma blattae CBS 6284 is the source of this 1029-nucleotide messenger RNA. It is a transcript of the gene HUT1, whose product is annotated as UDP-galactose transporter HUT1. The record is from RefSeq and is a predicted model, not a curated record. The transcript has a single exon. Gene Ontology annotation, molecular function: UDP-glucose transmembrane transporter activity; UDP-galactose transmembrane transporter activity. NCBI's taxonomy places the organism in Eukaryota, Fungi, Ascomycota, Saccharomycetes, Saccharomycetales, Saccharomycetaceae. The coding region runs from base 1 to 1029 and encodes 342 amino acids. Gene Ontology annotation, biological process: UDP-galactose transmembrane transport. Gene Ontology annotation, cellular component: Golgi membrane; endoplasmic reticulum membrane.
AUGAGCCCAAAUACUUCAACCUUAAUAAUAUGUACCAUUGGUAUAUACGUUAGUUUUUUAACAUGGGCUUUAAUUCAAGAACCAUUAACAACUAAAAGAUGGCCAGCAACAGAACUUAAAUUCCAAGCUCCAAAUUUUAUUGCAAUUGUCCAAUCAAUAGUGGCGAUGACAGUAGGAUACUUGUAUCUACGUAGCAAAAAUCAUAAAUAUAGGCCCUAUCAAUUAAUUAGAGAUUAUAAGAAGGAAAUGGCUUUAAUCUCCUUAACACAAAGUACUUCGGCCCCAUUAGCUCAAUAUUCAUUACAAUAUGUGGAUUAUCUAACAUAUAUGUUAGCUAAAUCUUGUAAAAUCAUCCCUGUACUAAUCGUUCAUUUGUUACUAUACCGUACACCAAUCUCUGCUCAGAAAAAAACUGUUGCACUAUUAAUUACUAUUGGUGUCACAAUCUUUACAGUCAGUGAUGUUAAAAAGCCAUCUUCUGGCUUUAAUACUAGAGGAACUCCCAGAGAAUUAUUAGGUUAUAUUCUAUUAGGGAGCAGUCUUUUAAUGGAUGGGCUAACUAAUGCAACUCAAGAUAAGAUGAUGAAAGCUAGCAAGAAAUGUUUAAACGAUAAAGAAAAUUCACACAAGAUAAUUACAGGUUCGCAUAUGAUGUUCGCAUUGAAUUUUUUUAUUUUAAUUUGGAAUUCGCUUUAUUUAAUGAUAUAUGAUAGAAAACAAUGGUCGACUGCUGUUUACAUGCUUACUCAUGAGACUAAACUAUAUCAGUACCUACUAACCUACGCAAUAUGCGGUGCUAUGGGUCAAUGCUUUAUUUUCUAUACUUUAGAACAAUUUGGUUCUGUGAUUUUAGUUAUGAUUACUGUCACAAGAAAGAUGAUGUCUAUGCUUUUAAGUAUCGUUGCAUUUGGUAAGAAUGUUGCACCAAUUCAAUGGUUAGGAAUCCUAAUUGUAUUUGGAGGAAUAUCCUGGGAAGCAUAUACUAAGAAAAAGGCAUUAGCAGUUAACAGGGCUAAAAAGAAUAGGUAG